Colletes gigas is the source of this 1059-nucleotide messenger RNA. RefSeq names its product checkpoint protein HUS1 (gene Hus1-like). Gene Ontology annotation, cellular component: nucleolus; site of double-strand break; checkpoint clamp complex. Lineage: Eukaryota; Metazoa; Arthropoda; Insecta; Hymenoptera; Colletidae. The record is from RefSeq and is a predicted model, not a curated record. Gene Ontology annotation, biological process: telomere maintenance; mitotic intra-S DNA damage checkpoint signaling; double-strand break repair via homologous recombination. The transcript has 3 exons. The coding region runs from base 97 to 921 and encodes 274 amino acids.
CGUUCCAGCGAGGAAGUGUCGUCUGUCCGAGUUCCCGCGCAAAAUUUCUUUUUCUUGUAACUAUUUCUCUUGUUCAGUGUUAUCGAACAAUCGAAUAUGAAAUUUAGAUGCAGAAUGGUGAACGUUAUCGCUAUGAGAGAUUUUACAAACGUUGUUAACAUUAUUUCUCGAUUAACACGUCAGUGCACCUUACGAUUAUCACCGAACGAAUUAUGCUUCAACGUCGGCGACGAUCGGUCGUCGAGGGUAUGGGCAGAACUGAAUCAACAGCAUUUCUUCACCGAAUACAUUAUGCACGGCGUAACCGAAGAACAGAACGAAAUUUAUUUAAAAUUCGACGCGACCAUGUUGGCCAAGUCGUUGAAUCCUUUACGAGCGAUCGCGAAAAGCGUAAAAAUCAAAUUGACGAACAAACGACAACCUUGUUUGACGUUGGAGAUCGAAUUGCCGUCGUUGAGUAUAGAAUCCCAACAAUGUUUGCACGAUGUACCGGUUAAGGUUAUACCGCGACGAGAUUGGCCGGAAUAUCAAGCACCGAAUAUACUGGAAUUCGACAUAUCGGUGAACAUGCCACAACUGAAAUACGUGAGAAGCAUCGUGGAGAGAAUGAAGAACAUGAGUCCGCGAUUGACGUUAAGCGCCGACAAGUGUGGCAUGUUCGUGCUUGAGAUCGAUGCGAACAGCGCGACGGUUUCCACGCAUUUUCAGGACCUCCAAGUGUGGAGUUGCAGCCAAAACGAAGACAUCGACAAAGUGUCGGCAACCGUGGACAUUAAAAAGUUUCAUAUGUUUCUGGCAUGGGACAUCGUGCACCCGGAUAGUGUAAAAUGUAAUAUACUUCAAGAUAAGAUGGUAAACUUGUACUUACAGUUGGCGGAUUAUCUUAAGAUACAGUAUUUCAUUCCUUCGAUAGCUACCUGAGCAAUUGUUUGUAACGGGUGUUAUUCUUAUACAAUGUACAUAUUAUAUUUUUUUUUACGCGACUCGCGCCGCGCGUUUCAUUUUUCUUAACGCAUAAAAACAAACGGUACGGUUACAAAAAAAUUGGGCGAAUUAAAA